AUGUCGUUCCCCGCUCCUCUAGUGCCCGAAAUCGCAGUCAAGACCGAACCCUCGCAGCACGACCUGUCCGACAGCUACUCAGACUCCUCUGACAAGCAUCCCACAUCGCCCUCGCCGACGGUUCGCAGCCGCAGCGGCCGCCCCGGGUCCUCGGCAGCGGCCCUUGACCGCGAGUCCCGCCGCAAGAUCACCCACACCGCCAUCGAAAAGAAGCGGCGGGAGCGCAUCAACCAAAAAAUCCUCGAGCUCCGCACCCUGGUUCCAUCCUGCGCCAGCCAGGAGAGCAUCCAGAAGGUCUCGGUCCUGGAGAAGACGGUCGAGUACAUCCGCGACUUGCAGCUCCGUCUGGCGGCGCUGUCGGAGCCCCCAGCAUCCCACACCCGCUUCGCCCGCCCGUAUUCGCACCCGUAUGCCCAAGUACCUCCUCCUCAGCCGCCGUCGCAGCGACACGGCGGUCCUCUGCCUCGGGCCGUCGGCCACCAGCACAGUGCAGUCCAGGACUAUCGCGGCGUCUCGCUGUUGGCUCCGGAGCAUCACUUUGCCCGGUUUGAAGAUGUCGGCGUGUAUGCCCAUCCGGCUGGCCAGCAGCCUGGCUCGGGCUUUGUCCAUGCUGUCUCGCCUCACUCGCCGCCCAAGUCGCCGGUGCUGGACCACUAUGGCCGGCCAGUCGUCCAAGUUCACGGAGAACCGCGCCCGCAGAUGCAUCCUUACGGCCCAGGCGACGAGCAGGGUUGGCCUGCGGUCUUGCCCGUACCGGGCUCCUACAAACCCGCCAGCAUCCACAAUAUCAUCGAUUAG
This is a messenger RNA of Polychytrium aggregatum, 798 nucleotides long. RefSeq lists its product as uncharacterized. Gene Ontology annotation, biological process: positive regulation of transcription by RNA polymerase II. The coding region runs from base 1 to 798 and encodes 265 amino acids. Gene Ontology annotation, molecular function: DNA-binding transcription factor activity; protein dimerization activity. The transcript has a single exon. The record is from RefSeq and is a predicted model, not a curated record. Gene Ontology annotation, cellular component: RNA polymerase II transcription regulator complex. Lineage: Eukaryota; Fungi; Chytridiomycota; Chytridiomycetes; Polychytriales.